AAAUAUUUUCAUUUUGCUACACUCACGGAAUAGAAUUCAAGAAAGAUUUUUUGUUGCAUUUGCAAAAUAAAAAAUAAAUCUCAAAACAAUGUAGAAAAUACUAUUAUUUCAGAAUAGUAUUAAAAAAAAACCACUGCAAAAUUUAAAGUCUCAUUUAAAUUACUAUCAACUUACUGCAACACAAAAAUGAGUGGAAAAAUAAAUGCAGAAAUUGAAAAUUGUGUUCGCAAUAACAUCAAUUGGCAAAAUCUGCCAGUGCAUCUAAAACAGAUCCUACAUAACAACCAAAAGGACUAUGAACGUUACGUUUUCAACUACAGUUUAAAAAAUCAACUUCGACAUCGAGGAAAUUUAGCUCGAAAAGUAUUUCGCAAUGAACAACGCUACUAUGAAUUACUUGUGCAAAAAAGUGUCAAUUGUCUUUGCCUAUUUCCAUAUCAUUUGGCUGACAUAAUAACUAAAGGAUUACGAGUAACACCAUUCAAUUAUUAUUUGGAUGUUAUCAGUACUUUGGUUAAAAAUGAUAAAAGUUAUGAUACUUUGCCAAAUUUUACUGCUGCAGAUUGUCUAAGGGUUCUUGGCAUUGGUCGCAAUGAAUAUUUGGCAUUAAUCAGCGAUCUCAAAACAAAUACGUCCAAGUUGCUUUUUAGCAAACCCAAUCCGAUGACAUUUUUGCCCAAAUUCCCAGUCAGAAUUAAUAUUGAACCAUGGUGGAAAGUUGAAGUUGGCUAUGUUUUAGAAAGUGAUAUUAGGUAUGUAAACGAUGCUGAGAGAAGUCUUAUUGACGAUUUGAUUGAUUUUGGCUCUCAAACAGCUGGAAAGUGUGAUUAUGCUGUCAUUCAUAGUCUUUAUAGAAAAGGUCUUAUCUAUUUGGAUGUUCCAAUAAGUGGAGAAGAUCGAAUAUGCAUUCCACCACUUCGUAACUUUGUAAUGAAUCGCGUUAGUGGCGAUUAUUUUGAAAAUCUUCUUUACAAAAUCUUUGUCAGUACCGAUGAACACAUGACCAUGUCGGAAUUAUCAAACAUGCUCCAAAUUGACUUGGAUACUGUCAAACAAGCAGUAUCACUUUUCUGUCGUUUAGGAUUUGCUAAAAGAAAGGAUCCACUCGAUGAUAGUUUCACAGCAGUUUAUCAUGCAAGUUGGGAUAAGAAUAAUCGUGAAACCCACCAGGAUGAUCGUCCACAAGUAACCCCACUUAAUUAUCAUUCUCUUUUGAUCAAUGAAGAAGGAACAGGUCUGAUAACCCAAGAAAAUAGUCCAAAACAACAAAAAGACAAUAAUUCCAUUGAAUAUGUUUCGGAUGAGAAUAAUAGUGAUUUUUCAUUUCCCAACGUACCGACACCUUCGCCGGUACAAGAAACAAAACGAACACCUGACAAAGGUAGUUCAGAGAAUGAAUUGAGCUCGGAAUUGGAAGAUGUGAGUGAUGCUAUUGCAAAUAAAUCUGCUGCGAAAGAGAGUCCUAGUCCGAAGAGUGGAAAACGUGUUGGAUUUUUGUUCGAUUCGACAUUAACGGCAUUUUUGAUGAUGGGUAAUUUAUCACCGGGAUUGAAAAAUCAUGCAGUAACUAUGUUUGAGGUGGGCAAGUUGUGUGAUGAGAGUAUGGAUACAUUUUUAGCUGAGUUGGAGAAAGUAUCUUUACUCGAUGCAGAAGGAGAAGGUGAUGUUAGCAGAUAUUUUGCUCAUGCUAUUAUUUUGAGAUCAACUAUAAUCGCUUUGAGAAAUAUACUUCCUGGCGGACUGGAUCUGCUACGUUUAGAAUGUUUGGAAAGUUUGGAUCAUAAAACUAGAGAUCGACUUUUGGAAAAGAAAUACAAAUUUAUCAUAUCGGCAUCGCCCCUCACCGGCUUCACAACGCAUGUGUUCAACAUUCCAUUUUUUGGCCAAUUCUACAGAAGUUCCGAGAACUCUCAUUUAUGGUCGAAAUUAUUUUUCUAUCAUAUCUCUGGCUAUGGACCACCAAGUUUGCUCCUUUGCAAAGGAACAACACUAAAAGUACUACCCCGACUAUUCCUGGGAUAUGGUAAACUCUUGGUCAAUAUCCUACACAGUGACUCUUAUGUUAUAAAUUCGGAGAAUUUCCGCAACCUAAAUGAUCAACUUAAAAACGGUUGUAUUUUACUGCAAGGCUAUGGAAUACGCUCACCAGGCGAACUUCGUUACGAAGCAUUCCCUUUUAAUGAAAAAGAACAAACUAUUUGGUCUGAACACAAAGCUGUUCGAAAUUUGCGCACUCAACUGGACUUGGAAAACACUUGUGGUUUCAUAACUUUUGUUAACACUGGCGUAGCUGAUAUUGGUUGCGAUAAUUAUGAUGUUGAUGUUCAUAUGGAACGUCCACGUGUAAAGAAAAAGAGUUUACCUGGUGGUGCAGUUGAAGUGAAACCUCAAUCUGAGACUGCUCCCAUUCAACCAGCAAAAACCAUUGUUCCAGAAUUGACAUCACCCACAGAUCCCUCCGAAGUGACUAGCUUCAAUCGCCAAACACCGACUAAACGAGCCGACUUAAAGAGUCCCGAUGAAGAUUACUUCUCGGUGACACCACAACAUGGCUCACCAUCAAAUGUUUUUAUGUCAGAGGAUUGCAAUGAAUUGCUAGCAUCGGAAUUGGCCAAAUGUGAACCUACCAGAGAACUGGUAUCACAAGGCUCAGUUGAAAUUCCUAUGCAAUCGGAAGAGAGACUCUCCUCAUUAGAUUCCCAUUCGGAAGAAGACUUUGGUGAGCCAUGGACUGUGCUUGAUGUUAACUUUGGCGUCCCACUUUUUGACGUUGACUGCAAUACAAGGAUUUGUGAAUAUAUUGUACGAAAUUUGUGCAACGACGAAAGCUUACAACGAUUACCAGCCAUUAACUCUGCAAUGAAUGAAAAGUUCCUCAAGUUCAUCAAACAGUGUUUGUACUUUGAUGAUGAAAAUGUUGGACUGAUUAAAAUUGGUAAACUCCUGCCACAUCCACGAAUUAAUUUAGCAUUCGAAAAUGGCAAAGUUUGCUACUGGAAUGGCAAAUGAUAAAACUACCUAACUGCUACGCAUUCCUUUUUUACACACAUAACUUUUACAUAAUACAAUUAUUUCUAUGUAGUUAAUUAGUUUAUAUAUAUUUUCCCACAUUCCCACCUACUCCUUAAUUCCUUCCCUCUUCCUCUUAUUAUAUUAUACAUACCCUACUACUACUUAUUUUUCAAGUGUUUUUGUAUAACAGAAAUAUUAUUAUAAAAAAUUGGAAUAUAACAAUCCAUUAAAGCUCUUAGGACCGAUUGAAAAUAGUCCAAGAAGCAAUGUGUACCUUAUGCGAUUGAUAUAAAAAUUGUAUGCAUCUUAUAUGCCAAAAUAAAUAAAAAAAAAAAAUCAGCAAACUUGCAAUACAUAGAUUCUUAUGAAAUAAGAAUAUAUAAGUUUUAUUUUUUUUUUGUUGAGAGAUAAUAGAUAACGAUCCAGAAACUAUCAAGUUUAAAAAUUCAUUUAUAUUUAUUUCUUAGUUUUUUUGCUUUGAAUUUUUAAUGCA
This is a messenger RNA of Episyrphus balteatus (marmalade hoverfly), 3505 nucleotides long. Its product is annotated as protein FAM91A1. The record is from RefSeq and is a predicted model, not a curated record. The transcript is spliced from 10 exons. Gene Ontology annotation, molecular function: protein binding. Bases 187 to 3009 code for a protein of 940 amino acids. NCBI's taxonomy places the organism in Eukaryota, Metazoa, Arthropoda, Insecta, Diptera, Syrphidae.